Molecule: messenger RNA, 3516 nt
Organism: Salmo salar (Atlantic salmon)
Lineage: Eukaryota; Metazoa; Chordata; Actinopteri; Salmoniformes; Salmonidae
Cellular component (GO): plasma membrane
Molecular function (GO): transmembrane signaling receptor activity
Source: RefSeq, a predicted model, not a curated record
ACACACACACACACACACACACACACACACACACACAUUGAGAGUGGUUCUCAUACACACUGCAGGAACAGACCUUCCUGUUCUGGAGGUGGUAAAUGGACGUACUGUAGAAGUCUGAGGUGACUGGAGUAAGCAGGAUGUACAGGGUCUAAAGAGACUUGAACUAGCUGGGAGCCACAAGUCAUCAUGGUUAUCCUGCUGGUCCCCACACUGAAGAUUGUCCUCCUCUUAGCUGCUGUGUGGAGUGUGUGUACAGCAGAGUUGAUCACAGUGGAAGGAUAUGAGGGGGGCAAAGCAGAGAUCAGAUGCCCCUAUAGAGAGGAGUGGAGGAGCCACCAGAAGUACCUCUGUAAAGGGGUUUGUCCUGUUUUAAAUAAAGACAAAGUUAUUAAGACUGAGGCGGGGGAAAACAGUGCUUCUAAAGGGAGAUACUCGCUGAAGGACAACAGAGAGGAAAGUGUCUUCAUUGUGACCAUCACCAACCUGACGUUAAAGGAUGCUGGGAGAUACUGGUGUGGAGUGGACAAAUGGGGACAAGAUAACUACAUUAAAGUCAACCUUGAAGUCUCUGAAGUAGGGGCUACAGCGACACCAACAAUAACCACCACAAGAAAACCUGCUACAACAACAACAGCAUCAAACCGAGGUUUACCAACGCUGUCAUCCUUAACCACCUCCAUCUCACCAUCAUCAUCCAUCUCAUCAUCAUCAUCCAUCUCACCACCAUCAUCCAUCUCACCACCAUCAUCCAUCUCAUCAUCAACACAAAAUGGAUUUGUGGUCAUCAUAGUAUCUGGGAUUCUGGUCAUGCUGCUAUUGGUGCUUGUGGUCAGCCUGCUCAUAGUCUAUAGAUGGAAACUCAACAAGGAAACAGCUGACUCCUCAGCACCCAGGGUGAACACUGGGAUCAACAUAGAGGGUUGUCAUGGUGAUGGUGACAAUAAGGAGGUAAAGGACCACACCAGCUCAGGUAGUGAGACCACCACCAUCUACUCCACCGCCAACUUACCCACAAGCCCCUCUGACUGUCUCAACUACGCCAGCGUCAACUUCCACAAGAACCCCAGCUGCCCCAAUGAAGCCACUGCCGCCAUCGCUAAAGAGGGCACCUCUUCUGGUGACUAUGCCACUGUCAACGUCAGUCAAAAGCCUGCCUACUCUACUGUCAAUCAUCCACACAGCUCCUCUGAGGCUCCUCCCAUCUACUCCACAUUGAGCAUAACCAGAGACACCUGAGUCACUGACAACCAAUCACAAGGGACAUACACUCACUGGCAACCAAUCACAAGAAACAUGUCAUGAACUACUUUUACCACUAACAGCCUCUUGAGCACUGAGCUCUGUUUUUAGCAGACAGCUGCAUAAUGUGCUUCAUGUCCUCACAAUCAGAUGUUACCCUGACUUCUCUCUUCCAUCAGAUGUGUUUCCCUGACUUCUCUCUUUCCAUCAGAUGUGUUACCCUGACUUCUCUCUUCCAUCAGAUGUGUUACCCUGACUUCUCUCUUCCAUCAGAUGUGUUACCCUGACUUCUCUCUUCCAUCAGAUGUGUUUCCCUGACUUCUCUCUUCCAUCAGAUGUGUUAACCUGACUUCUCUCUUCCAUCAGAUGUGUUUCCCUGACUUCUCUCUUCCAUCAGAUGUGUUUCCCUGACUUCUCUCUUCAACUUGUCUUAAUGUCAGUUAAUUUUUUGUUCAUAUCUGCAGAUAAAUAUUGGCUCACUAUUUGGCAAGCAUUGAAAAAGGUAUCACACGUUUUUGACCAAGGCAUUGUAACAGUCUAUUAAUGUUUUUUUUACAAAUGUAUAAUUGAUUAAAUAACCAUGAAUGAUGUAUUUGGAAAGUCCUUAUAAAGGGUGCCUUUAAAAACACCCCCUUUUAGCUUGGCCUUUAACCAGUGAUUGUUUUAGACAUCCUCUGUGUUUUAUGUUAUUUUAUUCAUCCUUUUUACUGCUUCCUGUUUGCUUCUACUUUUUUAAUGUGAUUGUUUUAUUGUGUUGCGAUUGUAAAUGCAAUUUAAAUUAAAGGAUAAGUGCAGAUAACUUCCUUUUUUAUGAUAUUACCACACUAUGAGGUGGAAAUAACACUAGGAAAUUGUGAAAAUUAUGAUAAUUACCUUUUUGUGUGAGAGCUGUUUUAAAAGAAUGCCUGGAAUUUCAGCCUGUUCAUGAUCCCACAAUCUCAUCUGAUUAUAAGGGAGUAAUGACUGUUCAUCUGGGUAAGUGGGUGGGCUCUAGGCCAUCCUAUCAGCCAAUCAGGGCUGUGUUUGUUUCCUAACACCCACACGAUCAACGGCCAAAAGAGGCUCAGGGAAAUACAUUAUAAAAAAUAUACUUUUUACGUAAUUUCAUCAAAUAAACACACACAGUGAUUUAUUAGAAGUACAGUGAUUAUAAAAAAAUAAACAUUGAAAUAACUGCUUGGGGGCCUUAAGUUUGACUUUAUAUUUUCACAUACAGUAUGUUACAGUUGGUACAAAACAGAGCAGCACGUAUUGCACUUAGAUGUACACGGAGGGCAAAUGUCAACGACAUGCAUGUCAAUCUCUCCUGACUCAAAGUUGAGGAGAGAUUGACUGCAUCACUAUUGGUCUUUGUGUGAGAUGUUGAUGUGUUGAAGCUACUGAACUGUCUGUUUAGGCAGUUGGUUCACAGUUCAGACACUCAUUGGUACCAGACAAGACAUGCAACCAGAGGUCCCUUCACAUUCCCCAGGGCCAGAACAGAGGCUGGGAAACACAGUAUUAAAUAGAGCCAUGACUACAUGGAACUCUCUGCCACCCCAGGUAACUCAAACUAACAGAUACAAGACCAUCUAAUUGCAGGAUGGAGACUGUGAAGAGACACAGACAUGUUUAUGCAUUUUGUAUUUUAUAUUAUGUAUGUGAUACGUGGUUAGGAUACGACUUUGAUAUGUGGUUGUCUCGUCUGGCUAUCUUAAGAUGAAUCCACUGGCUGUGGGUCACUGUGGAUGGGAGCGUCUGCUGUAUGGCUCAAUUGUAAUGUAAAUGUAGUUCUGUAUAUUAUGUACUUUAUUUGUUAUUUUGUUUCAUGUUUGGACCCUAUUGUGAUUUUUUUCAGUACAUAUGUGGCAAUUAUUUAUUUCAGAAAACUAGUUCCCUCUAUUGCUCUAGGUCAUUGGACACCGUUAGACAUGCACCUGGUUAUUCUUGUAACUGUUAUUGCCAACUAUGGUUACACCGCUUGGGUUUUUUCCAGAACAGGGGUUCCCCUUUCAGUGGAGUCAGCAGGAUGUCAUGUACUGGUUAAUCCUGUAGAGUGCCAAGGUCUGUUGCUAUGAAACUAUUUCUGUGACUCUACAGGUUGCAUGUCCUAAUAUGAAGGCAAUAAAAUAACAGUGGCUAAAUGCCAGUGGUGAUAAGCCAUUAAGAGGAGUUACUAUGAGCAUGACAUAAGAAGGACAAAUGUAUAAGUAUUCUGUGCCAAGGUUGGAAGGCAGUUGUUUUCAUGAUUCCAGCUCGGCUUUUAUUAUGAAGUAAUAAAAAGUCUAUUUGAACUCA